Molecule: messenger RNA, 2750 nt
Organism: Hypomesus transpacificus
Lineage: Eukaryota; Metazoa; Chordata; Actinopteri; Osmeriformes; Osmeridae
Gene: ackr4a
Product: atypical chemokine receptor 4a
Exons: 2
Coding region: 200-1324 (374 amino acids)
Biological process (GO): chemotaxis; G protein-coupled receptor signaling pathway; immune response
Cellular component (GO): membrane
Molecular function (GO): scavenger receptor activity; chemokine binding; chemokine receptor activity
Source: RefSeq, a predicted model, not a curated record
CCCCCCCUCUCUCUCUCUCUCCUCUUGCUCUCCCCCCACGUCUCUCUCUUUCUCUGUCUCCUACACUUAGUCAGAGUAACAGUACAGUGAGGUGACAUAUUCCCAGAAGCUUAUCAGUAGAUUCAGACCAGACUGGUGGAUCUAAACCAGGGGAUUUUAUAACCUUCCCAAGACAGAGUCAGCACACAAGAAUCAUCCAAUGAAAAUGGAUCUUUCCGAAGGAGAGGACUACGAGUACCAUGACAACAUGAGCCUAUUUUACCAUGACAACUACAGCUACGAGGACUACCACACCGUAUGCGAGAAGAGUGACGUGCGCUUCUUUGCCCAGAUCUUCUUGCCUGUGGUGUAUGCCUUGUGCCUGGUGGUGGGGUUGGCUGGCAACACCCUGGUAGUGGCCGUCUACGCCUACCGCAAACGCCUGAAGACCAUGACGGACGUAUACCUCACCCACCUCGCAGUGGCCGACCUCUUCCUGCUCUUCACCCUUCCGUUCUGGGCCGCCAAUGCUGUGCAGGGCUGGGAGCUAGGCGAGGCUCUCUGUAAGAUAGUCUCUGCCUCUUACACGGUCAACUUCACCUGCUGCAUGCUGCUGCUAGCCUGUAUUAGCCUCGACCGCUACUUAGCCCUGGGUCGAGCUCAGGGUAGACAACAAGGAGUCCUGGGAAGGGCUCUCCAACGACGUCACAGCGGGAAAGUGUGUGUGGCGGUGUGGGCCGUGGCCCUGCUCUUAGGCCUGCCUGAAUUGAUCUUCUCCACAGUGAAAGAGUCCACCAGCAGGAGGAUGUGUCUGACCGUGUACCCUUACAUCAUGGCUCAAGAACUCAAGGCUUGCCUGGAGGUGGUGGAGGUCCUCCUUAGCUUCCUGCUGCCUCUCCUGGUCAUGGUUUACUGCUACUAUCAUGUGGGGCAAGCGCUACGGGGUCUCCCUGAGCAGGGCAGGGGCAGGAAGUGGAAGGCUGUGCGGGUGAUGCUAUUGGUGGUGGGAGUUUUUGUGGUUACCCAGUUGCCUUACAAUACAGUGAAGGUGUUCCUCGCUAUGGACUCCGUCUACACACUGGUGACCCACUGUGGGGCGAGCAAGGCUUUGGAUCGUGCGGCUCAACUCACAGAGAGUUUGGCUCUGAUCCACUGUUGUUUAAACCCAGUGCUUUACGCUUUGGUAGGGUCCUCUUUCCGUCAACACGUGCUGAAAGUUGCCAAGAUGGUUGGAGAGAAAAGGAGGAGAAGGAGAAGAGAGGCAGGUCAGAGAGAAGAGCAGGCGGUGGAGAUGUCCUUCAACUCUCAUUCAGCCUCUCAGAAAACAAGCACUUUCUCAAUAUGAAUGACUUACUGCUACUAAACUCUAACAGUCAGACAUGGGUUAAAAUACUUUUUUGUAUUCAAAUUAGGUAGGUUUACCUACCUGUUAUAGCUGUGCAUGCAAGGUUGUUGAAAUGUUGAAAUGUAUUUACAUUAUAAUCAACAUUGUUAGUUAUUAUAGUUAGCCACAUAUCAACAUAUUUAGUAAAAAUAUUGUAAAUGUAUAGGGAAGCCAAUAAAAAGUAUGUCUAAAUACUACAAUGCAUUUUUCCCAUAGUGGAACUAGGCUACAUGAAAUACAGAAAAUAAGGUACAGUACUUGUGAACAAAGCUAUUAUCUGGGCUGGCAUUAUGUAGUCAGUAGCUAUGCUAGGCCAGUCCUCUCUAGAAAUGUGGACAGCCUAGAUUUCCAGCAAAGGGAAUGUUUACAUAUUUGCCUAUUAAAUGUCAACAAUUCUGUAUUGCAAUUGUAGAGGAUUUCAAAAUACACUUUUUUCCCCACCAUCUCCAAAAGUAGUUGUAGGUUAGGCAACAUUAAAGUGAGUUAAAGCACACUGGUUCAGUCUUACAUCAAGGCCUUUAGACGAGGGUACUUUACAAAGUAGCACAAUUUUUCUCUUUUUUCUCAAGCAAACAGUGCUGCAAUUAGACUGUUCUAGGAAGUUGCUGUUUGUUGUUGCCUGGUCUCAAACGUAGCACUCACUAGUUAGGUUUUAGGAUCGUCGCUCUGGAUAAGAUCGUCUCCUAAAUGAUUGUUCCCCAUGCUGAAAAAGAUAAAGGGUGUUUUCCCCCCCCCCACAAAUUAACCCGUAUCAAAUACCGUCGGUUUAUAAACAGCUGGGUAAUAUGGUACGAUUGUAGAACACGCCAAGUUGCCAGGCAUGACGGAAUUCAGAGAUGCUUAUUGCGACCUAAAUUCCUCAGGACAUCUGAACCCCACAUUUACAGCACAUCAUUCUUCCGCGUGACAAUGAGCAGGAAGCAAGCAUCAGCCCUCCAGGAACAGACGAGCCGCUCCCAGGAUGAGGUAAACCCGUGUUUCUGUCCUUCCAAACACAACCUUGGAAAAAAGAUAACCUUGGAGUGUACAGUGUAGUAUACUUCAUGUCUUUACUUACAAUGCCCUUGUGAAAAACAAUGGGACUUCUGUGGUGAGUUGCAGAUAAGUGUUUGUAGGAUCUGCCAAUGUCCCUGCCAAAGAAACCUUGCCUGACUAGUUGUGGAUGGAAAAUUGAGGCUGCAAUCAUUCAUUUCCUUCAGGAAAUAUUUAAUAACUGCUGCACUGGUUGGCAUUUGAGCUUGCAAAAAAUGUGGGAUAUUCAUGCCAUUCUGUCAUCAAUAUUUCCUUUUUGUAAUGUGACUUUUGAUGCUUUGCUACCCCAUGUGUUUUCACAUAUGGGAACUCUUACCAAUGCCUCCAUCUGUUCAUAGCUGCCCCCCCCCCCCCC